GGAAGUGCCACCGAAUUGCACCAAAUUCAGUUUUUCUUCUCCUGAAGUUCCAGAUUACAGUACUCUUCUCCUUAAUCGAUCCAAGCUUGCUGCUGUUGGUGAUUGCCUUAGUAAUCUGACAUGUCAAGGAGGAAAAGGGCUCGACUUUGUGAUCUUCGCGUGGAAGUGUUCAACGCUGGUGAUUUUAUGAGUAGAUUACCGGAUGAAAUUCUUAUUUCUGUACUGUCUUGCCUGCCGUUGAAAGAGGCUGUUGCCACUGCCAUCUUUUCAAGGCGGUGGAGGAACCUGUGGAAGUCCAUUGCUGGAUUAGAGUUUAACAGUGAAACUAUAUUGGGUGGAAGAGACAUAUUUUCAAAGUCCCUGAACACAGAAAGAAUCAAGUACGUUAAUUGGGUGAAUCGAGUUAUUAGGCAGCAUAAUGGCCUUGUUAUCGAUUCAUUCAAGAUUAGCUUUGAUCUGGACAAGGGUUCCAAAUCCGCCAUUGAUAACUGGGUAAAAGUUGCUCUUUCAAAGAAUGUAAAGAGGCUCGAGCUGGAUUUGUUAGAGUAUGAAGACAGUAUUCGGGAUACCAUGCGUAACUAUACAUUCCCGUCUAAGCUUUUCAUUAGUAGGCAGUCCAAUAUGGCUGCUUUUACCGGCUUGAGGUUUCUAACAGUCCUUUCUCUGAGGUGCGUUAACGUGAGCGAUCAAGUGCUGGAGUCUUUCCUUCUACACUGUCCGCUUCUUGAGGUUUUGUCAGUGCAUGGCUCGGGGGGCUUGGUAAAUGUGAAGGUCGUUGGUCUGGCUCUCAAGCUGAACUCCUUGGAGAUUGUCUUCUGCUUGGGCUUAAAAACUAUAGAGCUCCAAGACACAACUCUUUCGUCGUUGAGUUAUUUGGGUCCUGCCGUUACUUUUAUCUUCAAAAAUGUCCCAAAACUCGAAGAGGUCUCGGUAGGGAUGGGUCGUUCUGGGUUAGAGAACAAUGUCUUUGGACAGCUUGCCUGCUGCUUUAAUCAGCUGGAGAUUCUAACUUUAGUUAUCUAUCGUCCACAGGCAAUUGUGAAUUUCUCAAAUAUUCCCGAACUGCCCAAACUCAAGGAGUUAGUGCUGAAAAUUGGAGCAUUUGAUGAUGAAUCUCUUCUUCAGUUCACAUCAUUGCUGCAACACUCUCCUCAUUUGGAAAGAUUUGUGCUCCAGUUGAUAUGGCUGUGUCCAACGAAGACCAGGAGAAGGAUGCUCAAGGGCGAGGCGUUUCGUCAUGAGUCGCUCAAGGUUGUGGAGAUUUGCGGGUAUUUUGGGCGCCCUAGCGAUGCUGAAAUCGCGAUGUACUUCAUCCAGAAUGCUCCUGCUCUCCAGAAAUUGGUGAUCGAUCCCCGCAACCAGAUCCUGAAGCACUCUUCUCGGCCCGUGGAGGUUGAGGAAACUGCUAGAAGAUAUGCCCACCAACAGCUUACGUUAAGGGUUCCACAAGGUGUGGAAUUAGUAAUUUACUGACCAAAUUUGUGGGUUUUUUUUAUAGCUUUAUUUGUUGGUGUUAGUCUACAGACAGGUGGUUUUGUUAAUUGGUAUAGGUUGUUUGUUUAAGGUCUGGUUUACCUUGUACAGAGGCACAUAAAGACAGACAGACAUAGAUACAUUAACUUCCAAUGAGACAUUAUUUGCAACAUUAUUUACAUUGCAGGCAGACAGAUAGACAUUAGAUUCUAAAAUUGUUUAAUAAUA
Messenger RNA from Ipomoea triloba (trilobed morning glory), 1701 nucleotides. RefSeq names its product F-box/FBD/LRR-repeat protein At5g22700-like. The coding region runs from base 121 to 1473 and encodes 450 amino acids. NCBI's taxonomy places the organism in Eukaryota, Viridiplantae, Streptophyta, Magnoliopsida, Solanales, Convolvulaceae. The transcript has 5 exons. Gene Ontology annotation, molecular function: protein binding. The record is from RefSeq and is a predicted model, not a curated record.